UGAACACCCAGACGCGGAAACAAUUACAGUGGAUGGACGCCUAGGCAGGGAACCGGCAAGUGGACACCUAGACACGGGACCAGGAGGUGAACACUUAGACAGGGAACCAGCAGGUGAACACCAAGACACGGAACCAGCAGUUGAACACUUAGAGAGGGAACCUGAACCGGCAGGUGAACACUUAGACAGGGAACCAGCAGGUGAACACUUAGACAGGGAACUGACAGGUGAACCCUUAGAGAGGGAACCAGCAGGUGAACACUUAGCCAGGGAAGCUGAACCAGCAAUUGAACACCUAGACAGGGAAUCAGCAGUUGAACACUUAGACAGGGAACCAGCAGGUGAACACUUAGACAGGGAACUGACAGGUGAACACUUAGAGAGGGAACCAGCAGGUGAACACUUAGCCAGGGAAGCUGAACCAGCAGGUGAACACUUAGACAAGGAAUCAGCAGGUGAACACUUAGACAGGGAACCAGCAGUUGAACACUUAGACAGGGAACUGACAGGUGAACACUUAGAGAGGGAACCAGCAGGUGAACACUUAGCCAGGGAAGCUGAACCAGCAGUUGAACACCUAGACAGGGAAUCAGCAGGUGAACACUUAGACAGGGAAGCUGAACCAGCAGGUGAACACUUAGACAGGGAAUCAGCAGGUGAACACUUAGACAGGGAACCGGAAUCAGCAGUUGAACACUUAGACAGGGAACUGACAGGUGAACACUUAGAGAGGGAACCAGCAGGUGAACACUUAGCCAGGGAAGCUGAACCAGCAGUUGAACACCUAGACAGGGAAUCAGCAGGUGAACACUUAGACAGGGAACCGGAAUCAGCAGUUGAACACUUAGACAGGGAACCGGAAUCAGCAGUUGAACACUUAGAUACGGAACCAGCAGAAGAACACCCAGAGAGCGAACCAGCAAGUGAACGCCAAGACAUGGAAAAAGCAGGUGAACAAUUAGACAGGGAACCGAAGCCUGCAGCUGAACAUCUAGACAUGAAACCAGCAGGUGAACACUUAGACAGGGAACCGGAACCAGCAGGUGAACACCUAGACACGGAACCAGGAGGUGAACACUUAGACAGGCAACCAGAACCAGCAGGUGAACACCAAGACACGGGACCAGGAGGUGAACACUUAGACAGGGAACCGGGACCAGCAGGUGAACACCAAGACACGGGACCAGGAGGUGAACACUUAGACAGGGAACCGGAACCAGCAGGUGAACACCUAGACACGGAACCAGGAGGUGAACACUUAGACAGGGAACCAGAACCAGCAGGUGAACACCAAGACACGGGACCAGGAGGUGAACACUUAGACAGGGAACCGGAACCAGCAGGUGAACGCCAAGACACGGGACCAGGAGGUGAACACUUAGACAAGGAACCGGAACCAGCAGGUGAACACCUAGACACGGAACCAGCUGGUAAACACUUAGAUAAGGAACCAGAUCCAGCAGGUGAACACCAAGACACGGAACCAGCAGGUGAGCACGUAGACAGGGAACCGGAACCAGCAGGUGAACACCUAGAUAGCGAACCAGGAGGUGAACACUUAGACAGGGAACUGGCAGGUGAACACUUAAAGAGGGAACCUGAACCAGCAGGUGAACACUUACAUAUGGAACCAGCAGGUGAACACUUAGACAGAGAACCAGCAGGCGAACAUUUAGACACUGAACCGGAACCAGCAGGUGAACACUUAGACAGGGAACCAGCAGGUGAACACCAAGACACUGAACCAGCAGGUGAACAUUUAGACUGGGAACCGGAACCAGCAGGUGAACACCUAGACAGCGAACCAGCAGUUGAACACCAAGACACGGAACCAUCAGGUGAACACUUAGCCAGGGAAGCUGAACCAGCAGUUGAACACCUAGACAGGGAAUCAGCAGGUGAACACUUAGACAGGGAACCAGCAGGUGAACACCUAAACAGGGAAUCAGUAGGUGAACACUUAGACAGGGAACCGGAAUCAGCAGUUGAACACUUAGAUACGGAACCAGCAGAAGAACACCCAGAGAGCGAACCAGCAAGUGAACGCCAAGACAUGGAAAAAGCAGGUGAACAAUUAGACAGGGAACCGAAGCCUGCAGCUGAACAUCUAGACAUGAAACCAGCAGGUGAACACUUAGACAGGGAACCGGAACCAGCAGGUGAACACCCAGACACGGGACCAGGAGGUGAACACUUAGACAGGGAACCGAAGCCUGCAGCUGAACAUCUAGACACAGGACCAGGAGGUGAACACUUAGACAGGGAACCAGAACCAGCAGGUGAACACCCAGACACGGGACCAGGAGGGGAACACUUAGACAGGGAACUGGAACCAGCAGGUGAACACGUAAAUAGGGAACCGGAACCAGCAGGUGAACACCUAGACUCUGAACCAGGAGGUGAACACUUAGACAGGGAACCAGCAGGUGAACACUUAGACACGGAACCAGCAGGUGAACACUUAGAGAGGGAACCUGAACCAGCAGGUGAACUCUUAGACAGAGAACCGGCAGGUGAACACUUAGACAGGGAACCUGCAGGUGAACACUUAGACAGGGAACCUGCAGGUGAACACCUAGACACUGAACCAGAAGGUGAACACUUAGACAGGGAACCAGCAGGUGAACAUCAAGACAUAGAACCACCAGGUGAACACUUAGACAGGAAACCGGAACCAGCAGGUGAACACUUAGACAGAGAACCGGCAGGUGAACACUUAGACAGGCAACCGGAACCAGCAGUUGAACACUUAGACAGAGAACCGGCAUGUGAACAUUUAGACAGGGAACCUGCAGGUGAACACUUAGACAGGGAACCGGAACCAGCAGGUGAACACUUAGACAGGGAACCAGCAGGUGAACACUUAGACAGGGAACCGGAACCAGCAGGUGAACACUUAGACAGGGAACCGGCAUGUGAACAUUUAGACAGGGAACCUGUAGGUGAACACUUAGGCAGGGAACCGGAACCAGCAGGUGAACACUUAGACAGGGAACCAGCAGGUGAACACUUAGACAGGGAACCGGAACCAGCAGGUGAACACUUAGACAAGGAACCAGAACCAGUGUCGGCAGGAACGCCGGCGUUUUCUGGCGGUGGCGUUGGAGUCCGGCUCCCCGGCUGCGCCGCGCCGGUGGCGGCGCACGGAGCAGACGGCGCGGCCCGUGCCAGGCCUCGCCCCGCCGCACCGCAGGUCGGCGGCGGCCCAGACGCUUCGCUGGCAAACGGCAAGGCCGGAAGCGCCGCGGGAUCGGCGGCCUCGCCGCCCGCGCCGGGAGCGGAGGAGGUCGCCGCUCCCGGCCGGGUGCGGUUCGUCCGCGAGGGCCGGGACGGUGCCGGUGGGGGCGGCCGGCCGGCGAGCCGCGGCUUCUCGUCGGAGUUUGACGGCUGUGUCUGGGAGGAGCUGUACCUCAUCGAGGAAGAGGAGGCCGAAGCGAAGGGUCCUCGGGGUGACGGGAGGGCCCGGGUGGAAGAGGAGAGGGGGAGAGACGAGGAGGAGGAGGAGGAGGCGGGACGGGGAAGCGACCGGGACGAGGAGGAGCAGAAGAAGGUCACGGGGUCGGUAGGCGCAAAGGCGGCGAGCGCGGCGACGGCCGGGCGCGAGAACGGGAUUCGAGCGACGGCGGAGCGCCGGGAAGAUCGGCGCUCCGCCUCGGAGCGGAGGAGGUGGGGGGACGCGCGGGAGGAUGCCGGGAUCCGGAUGGCCGGGGGCGACGAGACGGAGGGCGAGGAUAACGGCCUCGCGUCCGCGACCGCCCUCGCGAGAGAAAUCGUCGCGUCGGUCCUGACUUCGGCUCUCGCCGAGAUCUACGGCACGGGACGCGGCCGCGGCGGCGGCGGCGGCGGCGGCGGCGACGCCGACGCCGCGGGGGCGACGUUCCCCUCCUCGCCGGGGUCGAGCGCGGCGCCGAGCCCGGCCGAGGGGCCCGGGCGGCGGCGCCGCGGGCCGACGGCGGCCGCCGAGGCAACGCGACGGUGA
Messenger RNA from Petromyzon marinus (sea lamprey), 3979 nucleotides. NCBI's taxonomy places the organism in Eukaryota, Metazoa, Chordata, Hyperoartia, Petromyzontiformes, Petromyzontidae. The record is from RefSeq and is a predicted model, not a curated record.